UGCACUGCUCAGUGACGCGUGUGAGCUCAGUGCCUUUUUUGUGUCGGUGCGAGUCAAAGCGCUCGUUGUUGUUGUUUUGUUGUUGCUGCUGUUGCUGCGUGUGCACUGCUUUACUGUAUUCAGUUAUUUUGUAUUGUCUGUAUUUUAAAGCGUCCUUGAGUGUGAGAAAGGCGCUAUAUAAAUAAAACAUUAUUAUUGGUGCUGCAGCUGAGACGGUGUGUACAGUAGCCUCGUGCUGUCCUUCUAUGGCUGAGCAAUACUAAGGCUCAGCCAAUGCGAAGAGAGCUGCCAAACUGUGUGUUUGCUGACUAAUCAGUUUGUGUACCAGCGAUCCUGCUGCCAGGGAUGUCAGUUUGUCUAUUUAGAGAAAAAUGUUAUGACUAUCUGUUUUUUUUCCCUCUGCUGAAAGACAUUGUUCGCCCCCAGAACAAGUUGGUCUUCCAGUCUGUGGCUUCUCUUGCUGUGUGAGGGCUUUGUUGAAACUGGUCAUCCGAUUUUUUUUUAGAUAUAGAUAUGAUUGCGAUAUGUGUUUAAAAAUUCCACCUCCACGUCCUUUGUAUUCUUCGAUUUGCUGCAACAGAAAAUGUUUCAUUUUUAUAAUGAAACGCAAAUGCAUUCACCGCGUGCCUUUCGUGUUGAAUGUCAUCGCGUUUUGGCCGAUUUAAUUAAUUUCAUUGUGUGGUUAAUCUGUAGGACAAGAACACUACCAUGCUAAUGCCAUUUAGUCAGAAACCAGAGUCGAAGCAGUCAUUUGGUAAAGCGCCAACAAGCAGACACUUCGGUGGUCAUUGCUUACCAUGCCACUCAACGAUGAACGUCCCGCAUCCACAUCCACAACAGUGAGUGAAGACCAGAGCAGUGACACGGAAUGUUCGGACAGGUGUGACAGUGUGACGUCGUCGAGUGACUUUGAGUGCUCCCGUCAAAGCUUCAACAGUGGGGACUCCAGCAAUCACAGCUCACCUUCCUCUAGCCCUCCCAAAGUCACGACCCUCGACGGAGUCAUGGCUUCUGCCCGGGACCUCGUCAAUUUGAGCCUGGCACAUGAGAUUAUUAUGAAUGACAGCUUUCAUGUUGAGCAGCCCAAUCUACCUCAGAACAGCUUAGAGAAAAAGGUGAAAGAUAUCGUCCACAAGGCAUUCUGGGAUUGCCUAGAGUCUGAACUCAAUAACGACCCUCCGGAGUACAAGCAUGCUAUCAGACUGCUGCAGGAGAUAAGAGAGGUCCUGCUGUCCUUUCUAAACCCUGGAGCAAACCGCUUGAGAACCCAGAUCUUGGAGGUGCUGGACCUGGAUCUCAUCCGGCAGCAGGCUGAGAACAAUGCAGUUGACAUUCAGGGGCUGGCCACUUACAUCAUUUCUGUCAUGGCCAAGUUCUGUGCCCCUGUGAGGGAUGAUGAGGUCAAAAAACUGAAGGAGAACUUGGACAACACUGUAGUAAUGUUUAAGGAGAUAUUCCGAGUACUGGACCUCAUGAAGUUGGACAUGGUGAACUUCACCAUCCAGAUCCUCAGGCCAGAGCUGCAGAAGCAGUCCGUAGAGUACGAGAGGGCCAAGUUCCAAAGUGUUGUGGAACGUACUCCAAAUGCGCUGGACCACACAACCGCCUGGAUUAAGGCAUCUUUGGAGAUGCUGCUUGCUGUGCCCACUGCCAGUCAGUCCUCUGGUUCUGCAAAAGGCACGCCGGCGCUCCCCAGUCCCACACAGGUAUUCGACACAGCCUACAUCCAGCUCCUGAACUGGGACCACUGGAAGAACGUGCUCCCCGAGACACUGAUGACAGAUGAGGUGCGCUUGCGUGAGCUGCAGCAGCGUCUACAGCUGCUUCAAACUGUGGCCUCCAUCUUGCUAAUUGUCUACAGCACCAUCGGCGGACCCAUCUCUGGGCUUCCCGGAUUGGCAGACCGGCUUAAGAAGAUGGCCAGUGUCCUUUUGGAGGGCAUGCAUAGCCCGGAAUUUGACCUACCUGAAGCCCUGGAAAAUGUCAGUGUCCAGAUCUGCUCGGAGCUGAAUAAGACCCUGGUGGGGAGUAGCUACCCAGCCAUCUUGCCUGAGGUGCAGGCGACACUGAAGGGGCAGAUUUGCAGCAUCCUCCAGGAAAACAACCCCAUCCAUAAUCUUGUUGAGGACAGGGUGCGACAGUACUUCAAGAAUUUCCUGACCAAACCAAACUCCCACCUAACGCCUCCUCCUGUUCCGGGUGGGCUUGCCAUGAUUCAGCCAGAAAUCGGUGUAUUGGGAGCCAAUUUCGUCUCCCUAGUGAACUUCAACAAGCAAGUGUACAGUCCCUUCUACAUGGGGAUCUUAAAGGACCUGCUCUUCAGCGGGAUGCCCCAGAAUUCACCCCAGAAGACUGCUGUUGCCCCAGUGGAUUCUCAGUAAUAACCCCUCCUGGGAGCAACCACCCCAUUGCCCCAGACUCCAAACACCUUGUAUGUUUGUCUCUGCAGCCAGCCAGCCAUUUUAGUGCAAGGUGUCAUGUGUGCUGCAUGUUUAGAUGUCAUCAAGAUUAGGGAUUCCCAUAAACUAGUAAUCUCCACACUGUCCACCGGUACUAUUGCGGCAUCCCCUGAAUGUUAUGCCAAUAACUUGUGGUGCUUUAUACAAUGUUAUGCAAAAGAAAAUGUGGUGCUUUAUAUAACAAAACUGUCGACCAGACCUACUAGCAGCUCAUUAAAUCGUGGGCUAUGUUUGCCUGUAAAAAAUACAUAUAUAGGUAAAUACUGUUAUUGGAUCUACUUGAUAGUUAUAUCUGGAAAAUAAAGGAUAAAUAUUGUAAUGUCUAGUUCUUCUGUUAUUUAGGAGAAUAUUGUGUGAAGUUUUGAGCAUUAUAAAGUCAUAAAUAUAAAAUUUUACUGAAGCCAUUUAUAUUUCAUAAAGGAAUAAGGUUUUAUAUAAUUAGUUAUGGAUGCUUUCUACAUUGAUUUGGGUAAAUAGAUUUCACUGUCACCUGUUGGAGGGCAAAUUUUAAUAAAAAGGGGCAAAACUGUCAUUGGGUUGUGACUAAAGUGCCACCAUUUCUUACCAAGAGAUGGACCAUUUUGUAUGUCGGGUCCUGUUUUUAAGUCUCAGUGACUCGUAAACGGCAGUGUUUACCUUGAGUAAUGUUUGUUAUAACUAUAGAUGUAACAGGUAAAAUCACUUGAACUGAUGCUGUUCGCUUAAUUUUGGAAAUAGGCUUACGAUGAUUUUUUUUCAGGUUUGGAAUUUUGCUUGGCAUUUGGUUCGCUUUACAAAUGCAGAUGCAGCCAUCCAUGUUGAAGGAACAACUGUGCGGGGAAUAGGUCGUUUUAUUUUAUUGGAUGUCAGUUUGAACACCUUAAGUAGAGAUGGACAAGAUGAAGCUUCUCAAACCAUUUGCUGUUUUUUUUACCCCACUAGAUGGUGCUCUUGGUUUGUUUCUGGGCAAGUGUUGUGUCUGUUUUCUUGCACAGAGAGCGCCAUCUAGAGGGGAUACAAAUACAGCAAAUGGUUCAUGAAGCGUAGGUUUGUCCAUCCCUAUCGUUACGUAUAAUUUCUGUAUUUUAGCUGUUUGAAGAACUUAUUUUACCAACUAGUCAUAGAAGUAACUUUUGUCAAUGUUGGCGUAACCAUUUCAAAAUAAAUAUAAAUAUUAUCUAAGGUUUGUUGUAUUUUUUUCCCCUUCUGCUGCAAUGGGUAAAAUAGUUUUUAAAUGUAUGCUUUACUACUCUGUAUUACAGGCGACUGUGUAAUGCAUUUUAAUGUGGCUGUAUUCAUGUGUUUUGUUAUGCGACGCUGUCCUUUUGACCAGAGGAGAAAUAAUAGCUGAACCCCGACAUCCAUGAUCACUAAAUAAACAUUACUCUUUUGUAAAAAGUCACAUUUACUACAGACAGAAUGGUUUGUGUGUUAUAAGAAUUCAUGUAACGCAGUUAUAUUAUGGUGAAAUAAAUGCAUCCCUUUUUAAACCAAGA
Paramormyrops kingsleyae is the source of this 3934-nucleotide messenger RNA. It is a transcript of the gene tcp11l2, whose product is annotated as t-complex 11, testis-specific-like 2. The record is from RefSeq and is a predicted model, not a curated record. Gene Ontology annotation, biological process: signal transduction. Lineage: Eukaryota; Metazoa; Chordata; Actinopteri; Osteoglossiformes; Mormyridae.